ACUCCGAAAAAAUAAAAUAAAAAAAAUAAUACGAAUAUAUUAUCACUCUGCUUUCUCUCUCCUUCUGAAUUUUCUCUCUCUCAAAUUCAUUUUCGCAGUUUUAAGCUAAGAAAUCAUGGGCAAGGGUCCAGGUCUCUACUCCGAUAUCGGCAAAAGAGCUCGAGAUCUUCUUAACAGGGAUUACCAGAGCGACCAGAAGUUCACACUCACAACCUGCUCACCGACUGGAGUUACACUCACUUCAACAGGAACAAAGAAAGGUGACCUGUUUUUGGCUGAUAUCAAUACUCAGUUGAAGCAUAAGAAUGUCACCACUGACUUUAAAGUGGAUACGGGUUCCAAUCUUUUCACCACCGUCACAAUUGAUGAACCAGCUCCUGGACUGAAGACGAUCAUAAGCUUCAAAGUUCCCGAUCAAAGAUCUGGGAAGUUGGAACUUCAAUACUUGCAUGAUUAUGCUGGGAUAAGCUCAAGCGUUGGGUUGACUGCUAACCCCAUUGUGAACUUCUCCGGUGUUGUGGGAAACAAUCUAUUUUCUGUGGGUAGUGAUGUGUCUUACGACACUAAGGAAGGAGCUUUAACCAAAUGCAACUUCGGAGCAAGUUUCACAAAUGCUGAUCUUAUUGCUUCUUUGACUCUGAAUGACAAGGGUGAUAGCUUGAGCGCAUCGUACUACCACACAGUGACUCCAGUGACAAACACUGCAGUUGGUGCAGAGGUGACCCAUAGCUUCUCAAGCAACGAGAACACCAUAACUGUAGGAACUCAGCAUUCGUUGGACUCGCUGACCACUGUGAAGGCACGAUUGAACAACUUUGGAAAGGCUAGCGCGCUUAUCCAGCAUGAGUGGCGCCCAAAGUCACUCGUCACUGUUUCGUCUGAGGUGGACACCAAGUCUGUUGACAAGAGUGCCAAGUUUGGGUUGGCUUUGGCUCUCAAGCCAUGAGUCGUUUUUUUUUUUCAAAUCGUUUGUUUUGUGAAUGGUUUAUAUACUGUGAUAUGGUUGGAGCUGGUUCUUUUGGCGGCUGAUUUUGGUUCUUAUAGAAAUAAUCUAGGUUGUUGCUCGAACUAUUCCUAGUUAUUUUUCUGUCGUUUUAUCACUUGUUUGGACAUGUUCGUUUUUUGACCCUCUUAUUAUCUUUAAUCAAGGGGUAUCUCAUUUCUUUGAAGUC
Molecule: messenger RNA, 1172 nt
Organism: Erythranthe guttata (spotted monkey flower)
Lineage: Eukaryota; Viridiplantae; Streptophyta; Magnoliopsida; Lamiales; Phrymaceae
Product: mitochondrial outer membrane protein porin of 34 kDa
Biological process (GO): monoatomic anion transmembrane transport
Cellular component (GO): mitochondrial outer membrane
Molecular function (GO): voltage-gated monoatomic anion channel activity
Source: RefSeq, a predicted model, not a curated record